Doryrhamphus excisus (bluestripe pipefish) is the source of this 3119-nucleotide messenger RNA. The record is from RefSeq and is a predicted model, not a curated record. Lineage: Eukaryota; Metazoa; Chordata; Actinopteri; Syngnathiformes; Syngnathidae.
CGAUGCUAUCAUGCUCAUAACUUUUCUCGUUGGUAUGCUAGCUACCCUUGGCCAUUCGAAGCUUAUAAUGUACAUAAGUAUAAACAACACAAAUAUUAAUUAACAAUGGCUAUGCUUUUACUUAUUACAAUAUAAAUGACUUUGGGAGGGCUAAAUGUGAAUUGACAUUAAUAGUAAUAUUGUGAGCUUGUCGGUCAUUUCACAUGUUCACAAGACGCCAUCUUACAAAAACGUGGACAAUACUGUUGGAGGUAGCAGAUACUGUGGUGCCAAAUGCAGAAGAUGAAGUCAGUCUACUGAAAAAAGCCAUCAGUGAUGGUGACAUUGUCAUGCUUGAACAUCUGCUUGACAAUGGCAUCGAUGUGGAGACCAGGCUGGCCUUUGGCUUCUCUCCACUGAUGUGGGCUGUCACCGUAGCUGACGAUAACAUGACCAAAGUUCUUCUGGACAGAGGAGCCAACACCAACUUCAGCAAAGACCUUCGGACGGUGCUCAUGGCCAGCUGUGCUGCCCCAGCGAAAGAGGAGAAAAUUGUUCGAUGUAUGGAGCUCCUACUCUCCAGAAAUGCUGAUCCAAACAUGGUGGACAAGUCAGAGAUGACCUGUCUGAUGCUGGCAGCCAGAGAUGAUUACAGCAAGGUCAUCAACCUGCUGGUGUCCCAUGGCGCAGACCUCAACAUGCAGGACAGCAAUGGAUACACAGCUUUGUUGCAUGCGGUGCAGUACGGCCGAGAGAAGGCUGUUCUAAAGCUCCUCCAGCUGGGGGCAGACACCACCAUUAGGACUAAGGAGGGAAAGAACCCGGCUGAGCUGGCCUUGCUCUUUAAGCACACACAGAUUUCCAGGUUCCUGGCCUCCUCAGCGAAUGCUGAUGCUGUUCAGCCUUUCAGCACCAUGGAUGAAACCCUUUCCAAGUUAUUAAAGACAAACACUCAGCAACCACCUUCAACUUCUGAGGGAAGUGUUCCCAAGCUGAAUGACCUGGAACUCCUCCUACAUGGCCUCGAUCUUGGCUACCUCACUGACAUGGUACAGGAGAAUGACAUUACCUGGAGCGACCUGUUGACCAUGGAUAAGGAGGACCUGGAGAAGGUUGGUAUCACAGACCCAAAGGAGCAGCAGAAGGUUUUGCACGCAGUGCAGCAGGUGCACUUGGACAAGGUGGACCUGGACACAAUCAACCUACUCGGAGUGACAGAUGGCACGAGUGAGGAGCUGCUUAACUUUCUGAUCAAACAGAAGCAACAAUGCUGCUGCCUUACUGAAACCAUUCAAGAUACCAUUAGCCGCUUCCCUGUGCAAGUUUCCAAGCUGGUCUUCUCACUGGACCACAAAAGGGAGGCCCAAGGUGUGUGCAACGAACUGUUGGCCCAGACCAAGGACCUACUGACUGAAGUCAGCUGCCUCCAUGAUCUGCUCUGCAAGAUGAAUGAGACCCCACACAGCUGUCGAGUUCCUCCGCCCAUCCCCCGUAGCAACAGGAUGAUGUGGCCCUUAACGAGCGUCGCCGUGGGGGCACUGGGGGCCGCCCUUCUCUUCUUUAGCUGCGGCUAUCUGCCCAAGUUAAGGAAAGUGCUGUCAGUGCGUGGACAUGAUCCAUGCACGGCCCAAAUAGACACACGUGUGCCAAACAUGAAGGCAUUACAGAGAGGAGUAUUUUGCUGCGUGUGUGUGAUGGUGUGUGUGUUGAACGUCGAUGCUUUUUGGUGGUACAUGGGAAGUCUGGGCUCUCAGGUGAUGUGCAACAACGUUCCAGGUCUUGUGAGCAAACAGCGCCAGCUCUGCCAGCAGCAUCCCAAAGUGAUGCAAGCCAUCGGGGCCGGGGUGAAGGAAUGGAUAUCGGAAUGCCACCACCAGUUUCGUAACCACCGCUGGAACUGCAACACUAUGGCGCGGGACCACAGCCUGUUUGGACGCCUGCUAUUGCACAGCAACCGUGAAGUGGCCUUCAUCUAUGCCAUCUCGUCGGCAGGUGUGGUCUACACGGUAGCGCGGGCCUGCAGCCGCGGUGAGCUGGACUCUUGCUCAUGCGACCCCAAUAAGACAGGCUCCUGGCGGGACAGCAAGGGCACCUUUGCCUGGGGCGGCUGCAGCGACCACGUGGAGCACGCUACACGCUUCAGCCAGGCCUUCGUGGAUGCCAAAGAGCGGAAGGAGCGCGAUGCCCGCGCCCUCAUGAACCUGCACAACAACCGUGCCGGCAGGAAGGCAGUGAAGCGCUUCAUGACGCUGGAGUGUAAAUGUCACGGCGUCAGCGGCUCGUGCAGCCUGCGCACAUGUUGGCUCGCCAUGGCCGACUUCCGACGCACAGGAGAUCACCUGCGUAGGAAGUAUGACGCCGCCGUGCACGUGGCUGUCAACCAAUACGGCACCGGCUUCAUGAGCCACACGGGCACGCACUUGAAGCGACCUGGCAAGAACCAGCUGGUCUACUCUGAAGACUCACCUGACUUUUGCAUAGCAGACCAGGCAUCAGGCUCGAUGGGCACGGCUGGACGUGUAUGCAACCGCACUUCCCGUGGCGCCGACGGCUGCGAGGUGAUGUGCUGUGGGCGGGGCUACGACACAUCCCGGGUCAGCCACAGCGCCCAGUGCGAGUGUAAGUUUCACUGGUGUUGUGCCGUGCGGUGCAGAGACUGCCACCAGGUGGUAGACGUGCUCACCUGCAAAGGUCACACGUGACCUCGGUCUUUGUCACUGGACACUGAGCGCCUGUGGUCGCAGACUCCUGCUGAAUAAGGAAGUGGACAUGGCUUCCUUGGACUUUGAGGUAGCCAGCUGGGGGCCACCUGCUGCUAUCAGCUUUUUCUCAACUCCUUGGGCUUCAUUAUGAAGUUGUAUCCUCAGUUAACCACCAGGUGGUGCUGUAUAGCAGUGCUUCAAGACAACUCCUGAUUGGGGACGCUGGACAAGACCUGACCCACUUCCUAUCUGCUGAAACAAGGGGAUGCAUGACUUGAAUAUCAGGUGACAUGCAGUCAUACACGAAAAGUUCUUUAUUUUUUUUGUCUUCGCUUUUUGUAAUGAUGGCAACUGUUUUGUACAACAAACACCUUUUUAAAUAAUCCCCCCCCCCUCAAAAAAAACAAACUAACAUGUCAAAUAAAGUCCAUUUGCUUA